AGGAUACAAAAUGCAACCCUGUGAUUAUGUUAAAACGUAUAUUUACAUUACACCUACCCUAAACGAUUCCCAUCCUUGUCAAGUUUCGUAAUUAAUUUCCUCCGUUCGAUCCUUGCCCCUGCUUUUACACUAGCAUCGUCUUACUUUGUAGAGUAAUUGUUCGUCUCGUUAGAAUCGUCGAAAAUGGUUGCGAGAGAUAAGAUCGUGCUCGUUUGUGGACUAUUUUUAAUGUGUUUUUGUAAGCAAACAUAUUCGGAAUGUAGAAAAUUAACGGCUUGCUCGUGUGUGUUCGCCGAUGGAGAAGGAUACGACUUGUCACCGCUUGCCAACAGUAACACGAGCACUCUCGCAGGAAAACGUAACAACAGUACCUAUUACUUUCAUCCUUGUACAAAUCAGAAACUGUUGAAUCAGUCGAGCGAUUGUUACAAAGGCAGUGGUGUUUCUUUAUGUGUUGUAAAUGGUAAUGCUAGCUUGGUUUUGGGCAAGGUAGAGGAAACGACCAUCGUAGCAGAUAAUUCUAUAGCACUGCUCAAGCUCAAUCACAACAAUUUUACGACUCUAAUAAAUUUAAAAUGUUGUUCUUCUUGUGGCACAGAGUUAUUGCCAUUAGGAGAGCUAGAUAAUCAAUACAGUUUGACACUGAGAUCUCCUUAUGCUUGUAAAGUAUUGUUGGAAAAUAAGGGCUUAUCUACCGGUUCCUUGUUGCUCAUUUAUUUCUUCGUAUUUUCUGGGAUAUACUUUGUCGGUGGAGCAAUGGCGUUGAAAUUUUUAAGAGGAGCAACAGGUUGGGAGAUGAUUCCCAAUCACAAGUUCUGGAUGGAUCUUCCGUCGCUCAUCACAGAAGGAAUCGUCUUUACGUUUAAUUGUUGCCGUAUCGAUAGUUACGAAAGAAUAUAAAAGAUUCUUAGGAUCUCAGAUCGUUCUAUAAGAUCUGGCUAAUUAACCAAUGAUCGUCCAUCGAUAACAGUGAAUGCAAUUUUUCUUGAACAUAUCUCAUUGUUUAUAACGUGGACGAAUAUGUGUACGUGUGUAUGUGUAUGUUUAUCAUAUUGAAACUCGUUGCUGGAAGUUUAUAAAUGAAACGAGUGCGACUUUGUGAUUCUCUAUUUUAUUAAUGACUACUAACAAUACAAAAAUAUAAAUACCUAUACAUAUACAUACAUAUAUAUUUUGUAUAAAUGAUUUUUUGAAUACAUGUGUACGUAUAGGAGAUUAAUAAAGAUUCAUAAGUUCCCACCUC
This is a messenger RNA of Ceratina calcarata, 1243 nucleotides long. Its product is annotated as cation-dependent mannose-6-phosphate receptor. The coding region runs from base 184 to 900 and encodes 238 amino acids. Gene Ontology annotation, cellular component: trans-Golgi network. Lineage: Eukaryota; Metazoa; Arthropoda; Insecta; Hymenoptera; Apidae. The transcript has 5 exons. The record is from RefSeq and is a predicted model, not a curated record.